GGAUAGUCACCGCCACAAAAACCACCCCCGCCCCUCUCUCGCUCUCUCUUUAUCAAGGCCAGGCAGCAAACAAGCGAGGUCACUCUCGAUCAACUCCCGACUCCCGAGUUCAUCAGCGGAGCUUGCCGGUUGCUGCUGGACGCUUUUUGAUCUCAACAAGUCAACGAAAACUUCACCAACCUCGCAGAGAAACCAUGUCUACAGCUGGAAAACCCAUUUCAUGCAAAGCUGCUGUGGCAUGGGAGGCCAAAAAACCCUUGAGCAUAGAGACGAUAGAAGUGGCUCCACCAAGAGCAGGGGAAGUGAGAAUUAAGAUUCUUGCUACGGGUGUGUGUCACACAGAUGCAUACACACUUGACGGACAUGACCCUGAAGGUAUCUUCCCGGUUGUGUUGGGUCAUGAGGGCGGUGGCAUUGUGGAAAGUGUGGGAGAGGGAGUCAAAUCAGUCGCCCCAGGGGACCAUGUGAUCCCUUUGUACACCCCUCAGUGUUAUGAGUGCAAGUUCUGUAAAAACCCCAAGACCAACCUCUGUCAGAAAAUCAGGGUCACUCAAGGUCAAGGUCUCAUGCCAGACGGAACUCGCAGAUUCACAUGCAAGGGGAAGGAACUCUACCAUUUCAUGGGUUGUAGCACAUUCGCAGAGUACACCGUGUGUGCUGAGAUCUCAGUGGCAAAAGUUGAUGAAAAUGCUCCCCUGGACAAAGUCUGUCUUCUUGGCUGUGGCAUCUCCACGGGUUACGGGGCAGCUUUGAAUAACGCCAAGGUGGAGCCUGGCUCUGUGUGUGGAGUGUGGGGUCUGGGAGCUGUGGGUCUGGCUGUCUUAAUGGGCUGUAAGAAAGCAGGGGCGUCCAAGAUUUUUGGCAUUGACAUCAACCCAGAUAAAUUUGAAACUGCUAGGAAGUUUGGUGCCACUGAUUUCAUCAACCCUGCUGAAUUCCCCAACAAGACAAUCCAAGAACUGGUCAUGGAGCGGACUGAUGGCGGCUUUGAUUACACGUUUGAGUGUAUCGGCAACGUCAAGACGAUGCGUGCGGCCUUAGAGUGCUGCCACAAAGGCUGGGGUGAGGCAGUCAUCAUUGGUGUAGCUGCCGCCGGACAGGAGAUCAGCACCAGACCGUUCCAGCUGGUCACUGGCCGUGUCUGGAGGGGCUCAGCUUUUGGAGGUUGGAAGAGCCGUGAUUCUGUGCCUAAGCUUGUGAAGGAGUACAUGAAUAAGGAGCUCAUGGUAGACGAGUUUGUGACCUUCACCCUGCCUAUGGACCAGAUCAACGAGGGCUUCCACUACAUGCAUACCGGAAAGAGCAUUCGCUCUGUCAUCGUAUUUGGUGAUUAAAAAGAUCCAUAUGAGCUCAGUGAGGAUUUGUUGACAAGAACAUUCUCUGGCCGCAUCGGAAAGUUUCCCCUGGAUAAGUCAUGAUGGUCUGAUAAGGCUCCCGUCCCUGUUGCUCUGUUUGUUAACUUUUGUUGAAAGUGUUUCAAAAGGCUUGACCCUUCUUACCUUCUUUGGCCUUGUGUUGUAGUCAGUCAUAUUGAAAAUAUUUGUGUAUAUGGAUAGCUGCCAUACUGGUUUGUUGAUGUUUUUGGAAAGCGCAGUUAACAUUUAUGUUUGCUUCUCUAAAGGAUUUUGCACUCCUUUACUGCGACAAUAAUUUGAAUUACCUCCUGUUUGCAACUUACUUUGUGCGAAUAUGUUAUUGUGCUGUGAUUUUUUUGGGAAGGCUGUCGAAAUUUGUUUAACACCGCUUCUCGGAUAAGGCUUUAAAGAGACAAGGCAAUGCUUGCACUUCCAGCAUGUUUGAAGAGAAUGAACCAGACCUACGUAUAAGCUCAAUUUUAAUUUGUUUUCGGUGUACCUAAAGAAUUUGUUACCUUAUUUUUCUCUUUUUACAUUUUGAUCCAUGUUUUCAACAUUCUAGUAAUUGCAUUGUCGAGGUGAAUGUUCAAAAUGUUAAUCAGACUACGGUACUUUGAUGUAUCGAUAAGAUGUCCAGGGGAUAAUUUUCUUGUGAAAUGUUAAUUUGGUUGCUUGUACUUCAUGCUGACAGGUCAGGGCAUUUAUUGAAAGUCCCAAAUUCAUGUAAGUUAUAUUUUAUACUCUCUAGUCUUGCCUUUGGUGAAGUGUUUUUAUCCUCAUCAUUUCGACGAAUUAGCCAUUUAUAGGGAAGAUUUAGAUUUUGAAAACUGAAUUUUCAAUCAGCUAGCUGAGUGGCAUUAUUUUUUUGCAAUUUUACUUAACCCUAUGGGUACGCCGUGUUUCACUAUCGUAUCCAUAUGACGUGGGGACCUCUGUGCCACCACUUUCCAAAGAGGAAAUUAACUCGUUAAUCCGAUCCGUACGCUUUGCAUAGUAGUCUGUCAAAAUCAUUUUUUGAGAAAUACUGAAAGUUUCAAAGAGAUCUUUGUACUAGAAGCAUUCUAAGAUGUGAAGAAUACAACCCCAGGAUUACAAAAUGACUCCAGUGCGUACGGAUAGGGUUAACCAAUCAGUACUGCAGACAGCUAUUCUGUCUGGAGGACGUUGUUGUUGAGAAGGAUCCGAUAACCCUCACCACCCUACACACAUCCUAAGAAAAUAAACGAAUAUAUAACAAUG
Aplysia californica (California sea hare) is the source of this 2594-nucleotide messenger RNA. RefSeq names its product alcohol dehydrogenase class-3. The transcript is spliced from 11 exons. The record is from RefSeq and is a predicted model, not a curated record. Gene Ontology annotation, biological process: formaldehyde catabolic process. The coding region runs from base 195 to 1334 and encodes 379 amino acids. Lineage: Eukaryota; Metazoa; Mollusca; Gastropoda; Aplysiida; Aplysiidae. Gene Ontology annotation, cellular component: cytosol. Gene Ontology annotation, molecular function: S-(hydroxymethyl)glutathione dehydrogenase [NAD(P)+] activity; zinc ion binding.